UCAGCGGUAAUUCAAGUUAUCAAUAAUGGGCAGUUUAUAUAAUUUGAGGUCUCAAAACAUAUUAUUUACUGCUGAUACUUCGAAGAUCGAGUCGGCAAAGAUGAGAUUACUAACAACAAUAACACUAUGCCUUCUAAUUGGACUGGCUGUAGCUGCUCCUAGACAUCAUAAAAGCAAAGAGAGUAAAGAAAGUAAAGAAAGUAAAGAAAGUAAAGAAAGCAAAGAAAGCAAAGAAAGUGGGGAAUCAGAUCACAUUGUUAUCACCAAAGAAUUCUUCCCUGAUGAGUUUGUUGUUUACAGAGCUAAAUACGACAUCGUGAACAUCCUAGUUCCCAUCAAUUCUUUUAAUCUGGGUGAUGACGAUGAAGAUGAUGAUACGAAUGAUGAUGAUGGAAUGACAGUAUUCUUCGUCGAAGCGGACACAGAUAAAUCUGGUAACAGAAUCGACAAAGGUCUGUACGUACUUAAAGAUGGUAAGGUAAAGAAACUUCUAGAAAAUGGUAGAGAUGCAGCGGCAUCUAGCGAUGAUAGUAAAGAUGUUUUCUUCGCAGCUAAAGAUGGUAUUUACGUGUAUAAUAAAAAUGAUAGUACAGCUGUUAAUUACGGAUCAGUAACCGAUAGUAUUAUCGGUAUUGCUAAAGAAAAUGCAAGCGAUGUGAUCUAUGUAUUAACUGAAAAUCAUGAUUUAUUUAAAGUGACUGAAGCUGGUGAGAAGAAAGAGAGAGUUAACGAGGUUGUAGGAGCAAGAGAAAUAGUUUUGGAUAAUUCUAACAAUUUGUAUUACUACGGUGAAGAUAAGAAGCCGUUUGUUUUUAACGGUGAAGAUGUUAAAGAAAUCACAGGUUUGCCUCAACAUCCUGAUACAGUCCGUCUAGCAAAACCACCAUUUAUUCUCGAAGAUUCAGUACCAUUUGUGACUGAUAAUGACCUUUAUUUCAUUUACGCGAAUGGAACAAGUGAGAAAUCCGAUUUCGAAUUUAAAUCUGACGCAAAACCAACAGCAUAUGGUAUGGAAGCGGCUUUAAUACAAUACUACGGUUAUAAUAAAAAUAUUUACGAAUACAACCUCUUAGCUAUGCUUCUAUCAGAGGUUAUUGAUGAAUUGAAAGAAUUUUUAGAAGUCAAAUCGGAUGCCAUUCGUUCGAUGUCGACUAAAUCACGAAGCCGUUUGCAUACCUCCAAAUAACUGGCCAAAUAAUUACAGCGGGCGCAUUUGACUAAACAAUCGAAUAAGUUGUGCGAUUGUCGAUUGUUUCGCAGCCUUCAACUGUUUAGUUGCACUAAAAAUC
Molecule: messenger RNA, 1289 nt
Organism: Papilio polytes (common Mormon)
Lineage: Eukaryota; Metazoa; Arthropoda; Insecta; Lepidoptera; Papilionidae
Exons: 2
Coding region: 26-1186 (386 amino acids)
Source: RefSeq, a predicted model, not a curated record